Daphnia pulex (common water flea) is the source of this 5392-nucleotide messenger RNA. RefSeq names its product acyl-CoA Delta-9 desaturase-like. Lineage: Eukaryota; Metazoa; Arthropoda; Branchiopoda; Diplostraca; Daphniidae. The record is from RefSeq and is a predicted model, not a curated record. Gene Ontology annotation, biological process: unsaturated fatty acid biosynthetic process. The transcript has 8 exons. Bases 109 to 1131 code for a protein of 340 amino acids. Gene Ontology annotation, cellular component: endoplasmic reticulum membrane. Gene Ontology annotation, molecular function: stearoyl-CoA 9-desaturase activity; iron ion binding.
CACGUUUCAUUAUAACGGUGGUGUUCCUGGUAUAAAAGUCAGCCCUAUCCACUCGUAAGGAAGGUGUUGUGAUCCAGCAACCAACGAAAAAAUCUUUCAUUUCUUCAAAUGGAAAACUCGAAAAGCAAAAGUGCUUUGCAACCAACUUCCGUUUCCGGAGAUGAAGUGACUUCAAUGCCUUACACUAUGGAAAUUGUUUGGUCAAAGGUUGUCUUUUAUAUUUAUCUCCACUUAACUGCGCUCUACGGAUUCUAUCUCUGCUUCACGUCCGCCGCACUGACAGCAACUUUGAUUUGGGCUUCACUUUUGUAUCUGUUUGGCGGAUUUGGAAUAGCGGGUGGAGCGCACAAACUGUGGUGUCAUCGCGCUUUCAAAGCCAACUUACCUCUUCGUGUUUUGAUUGCAGUUGCGCAAACGGUUGCCCAUCAGGGUGACAUUUACACGUGGAGCUGGGAACAUCGGGUGCACCACAAGUUUAGUGACACGGACGCCGAUCCUUACAACUCCAGACGGGGAUUUUUUUUCUCUCAUAUUGGCUGGAUGAUGUGCCAAAAGCAUCCGGAAUUUACUCGAAUGGAAAAAACCAUCGAUGUUGGCGAUCUUUUACAAGAUCCUGUCGUAGUGUUUCAACGAAAAUACUACACUUCAUUGGCCUGGAUGCUUUGCUAUGCUAUGCCAGCCGCCGUACCUUGGUAUUUUUGGGGAGAAUCUCUAACAACAGCAUUUUUCGUCGCUUCCAUGUUUCGUUACGUGUUCACGCUCCACGCCACCUGGCUCACCAACAGCGCAGGCCACAGUUGGGGAAAACGACCAUAUGACAAACAAAUCAAUCCAUCUGACAGUUUACUGGCUGCCAGUUUCAGUCUUGGCGAAUGGCACAACUACCAUCACGCUUUCCCCGGAGACUACCGAGUUGCUGAAUUGGGGAGUUCCAGGACGAGUUUCCACGUCGUUGUGAUCGAUUUCUUCGCCUGGCUCGGUCUCGUUUACGACCGCAAAACCGUCCGCGGAAAAGUUGUCCGCGGCCGGGUUCUCCGGACGGGAGACGGCACUCAUUCCUUUGCCUUAAAGGAUUGUCCGUUUAAUUCCGGCGAUAUCAAAGACCACAGUGUUGUUGAUGAUGAAAUUUGAGUUCGAUGCGCAAAAUUAUAACUGAAAACGCGAAGAUUGCAAAUGAAGCUUUCUGUCGCUGUCGUACUUGAUAGUGGGAAAAGGUUUGAUAUCAUAAUAUAAGGAUGUUAAACUUAUUAUUAUUAUUUUUUAAUUUUAGACAAAUCAUUUGAUAGUCUUCCCCAUUUAGUGUUUGGUGAAUGACACAACAACCACCACUUUUUCUUUAGUUAUUCGGUUGCUCCGUAAUAGUGGCGCACACAGUAAAAGAACCUGACGUUCUAAUUUCCGCCCCCAAUAAUUUUCAAUGUUAAUUAAAGUCCAGAGAGAAAGAUAUCGGUGACGGUCGCUCAGACAUUUUGUUAUGAAAAAAGAAAAAAACCCUAAUUUUAUUUUGCCCGAGAUCAGUGAGAUUCUUUAGCGCUGCCAUAAGUCAUCAAACGUAAUGUUUGGGUCACACACAAGGUCGAUUGUGUGUGCUUAGCAACGCCCAACAUGCCGUAGUUUACUUUGAUAGUAUACUUUGAGGACAGAAUGUUUUGGCCACACAAGGAAUACAUCGGUACUAUAUCCUCACAACUUUUAUACAGUUUCGUCAAGGUAACGCUGCGCAUUUCUCCGUACAAAAGAUCACAUCCUCGUUGACUUGAGAAAAGUUUGUUGCCGGAGUUGCGGGACCGAAAAGUAAGUGCACUGAUAAGUACCGUAUUCAACAUUUGAUCUAGAUUUUUAGAACUUCCGACUUGUUCUCAAGUUGUUUGGUUGUCUUGUUAUGUAACCUAUUCUUUAACUUGCAACCUGCAAUGGAAAUUAUUUGGCGAAAUGUUGUGGUGUAUACUGUUUACCUCACACGCUAAUUACGACCGUAUGACAAGUUGGUUAUUAUUAUUAUUUAUUUUAUUUUUCAAAUAAGAUUCAACGACAUUAAUUUAUAUUUUUAAUAGUUUAGAUAAAUCAAAUCCUCUGACAGCUGACAGCCGACUGGCUGCCAGUUUCAGUUUUGGCGAAUGGCACAACUACCAUCACGUUUUCUCGUGGGACUACAAAGUAUAGCCGAAAUUAUAGGAAGUCCUGGAAUAAGUUUUCUACGCGUAGUAGUUGUGAUCGAUUUCCUUAUCUGGCUCGGUCUCCGUUUACGACCGGAAAAUCUCCGGACGGGAGAUGGCACUCAUCCCUUUGCCUCAGAGAAUUGCCCACAUAUUCUAAUACAUUCCGAUGAAAAUGUCGGAGAAAAAGGAAUUAGCAAUUCUACAACCUGCUCCGACGGACGAAAUCUCCCGUGAACAUCAAAUCGAUACGUAGAACACGCAAAGUAUGAAGUUGCUAAAUCAGCGUUGAAACAAUCCUUAACAACAGUUUUGCCCUUAUCAACAACAGACAGUUGAAUUGCUUUGAAUCCGUCACUUUGAAGUUCCCUUUUCCCUUAUGUAUAUAUCCACGAUUUUUUAUUUAAGCACUCACUGGAUGCAUGGAGACAACUGGUGUCGAAUUUAAGAUCCCAACAUUUGUUUGCCUUUUACAACUUUCAUUUUACAACUAAUCCACUAAAGUGAUUUAACCUUUUGUUUAGAACAAAACUAAUCUUAUAAUUGCGUUCCAGCAUGGGGACGAGAACAAUUCGACGAAUGAGCUUUGCGAAAUUAUUCAUUGUGAAAUGCACAGACAUGGUAAAAUAAAAAAUAAAAAUCCUUUUAGCUUAUUAAUUCGUCGCUUGUUUACAGGAAUUGCCUCAUAGAGAGACGUGGGGUAUUUUUAAUUGCGAUGGUCGCGUGUAUUUCAUUCUUUCACGAUGUUGGUCAAAACGCGUGCAGUAAUUUACAUUCAAAGUACAGUGAUACAAUUCUUUAAUCUCUAAUUAUUUUUCGCUAGAUGAGAGUGCUGUUGUGUGCAACACCAAGAUGGCGACCCAAAAACCAUCUAAUUCGUUUUUGAAUGAUUUCAGAAUUCAAUGAUAAGCCGGACGGGUUUCGAGAUACUUUUUAAUGUUGUCGUUACUACCGAUUUGGCUGACUAGAGCCGCCAUGUUGGGACUAUCUUUCAAUAUGUCUGGAUGCUUGACAGUAGCGUGAUUGAAGAAGGCGUAGCAGGCUAUGUCAGCCCAGGUGACGCCCUUGCCGACCAGCACUCCACCGUUCUUGGCCAGCUGAGCUUCCAGGACGGCCAUGUGCGGAAUCAACUUUUCCGAAGCGAAUUUAGUCAUCAGGACCUUCUGCUUCUCGGGAUCUUGUUCGUCGUGCACCGGUCGACCGUCUGCCAAUUGAUAAAAGCAAAAGAGUUAUGACGCCAGCAACCGAAACGACGGUAAUAAUGGUUGAUUACUAAUCAUGAAAUCUUUGAUGCAGUCGGCGUACAUGUCGACUUGAGCUUGUUCCCAGUCACCCUGGCCGGCCAAACCGUGUUGCCGGGCAAUGUAUCGCGCGAUUGCGUAAGAUUGGGACAGAAGUUUACCGUCCAACUCCAAAACGGGUGGCAGAUGUUAAAUUCGUUGGAAACGUCACAGGCCCAGUUUAUACUUACUCGCUUUCAGCUGUGGCCAUUCGCUGGGCUCGAAACGGACAUCUUCGAACGGCACUCCGGCGUAAUGGAAAAUCAUCCGGGGCAGCUCGCCCAUUCCGUGCAAAUUAAAAUAAUGCAGUUUGUAUUGCGGCAUAUCUAUUUUUCUUUUCUUCUUUCUUUAUAGUUUACCAAAUGGGUCUGACGGAUAAGUCGGAGAUGCGUUUAUAGUUGUUGAAAGUAGUAUAGUAUAACUUCGUUUCCGUAUGGGUUCUCCUAUUUAUCUAGUCGCAGCUGGAAAGGUCCCGCACAAGCGCACAAGUUUUGAAACACGGACGUAACCAACGGAGACACUCGAUAAUGAUCAGCAGCAGAUCGUAUCGGAUGCGAUUGAAUAUUUUAUUACCUUCUGCGGUCUACAGGAACGUCAAAUGCGGCCAGAAAUUGUGUUUGGGAAAACUGUUGAGAUGGAAACCGGCAAGUCAUCUCACCGCGCCUCUAUCGAUUGAAUAUGCGAGUGGCGCGGAGAAGAUAACAAAAUAAUCUAUCAAACGGGAUUAUAGUUAUUUUUUAAAAAUAUCGAUUGCUAUUCCAUCGAUCUACAGUGCAGGAAACAUUGUAUUCUCCUACAUUGUGGAUACUUCAGUGUUUCAAGCUGGCGUUAAUAAUAGCCGUGUGCUUAGGGGGUCUAGUGUUUCGCGAUCCGUACAAGGAUCGAUUCCGUCACUAGUGGAUCGAAUGAAUGUGAGCAACUGAGAUGGAUGUAACCGGCCAGACAUGACGAAUGCGGACCCACUAGAAGAAGAAGAGGAUAAAUCGACUCUACACUCGAGAUGUUUCCCGUGACCGAUGGAUGUCGCGGUAGGACAAGAUAUGUUCCUUCAAUCUUUGUUGGCAGGUAUAAAUCGGUAUAAUUACAUUUUUGGGAAAGAAGCACUCCUGGCUGAUGACUGCUAGACAAUCUUGAUUAUUUACUUAAUAAAAGGGGCGACGCCAAGCCGAGUUACAGAUGCCUUAUGUAAAGAAACUUCAAACAAACACUGUAUAGCCAUUGUUAAGGCUUUUGGACGUAGACAUGACUUGCAUUUCCGCGAAAAUGAAAUGUGGAAUACCAGGAAAAAUGUGGCUGCUGUGGUCUAAUACAAGAAGAGUUUUAAACUUUAUAGCUAGUAUAUUUGAACAAAAUCUAUUGCAAUAAUAAUAUUUAAAUUUCGGUUUUAGGACGAGAUUCAACCCAUUUCUUAAUGUUGGGCAGAGCUUCGACCAUAGCGAUCAAAGCUUUCAAGAGUGGCGCAUCCUUCAAGAAGUCCUCGCCGAAUUUCUCGACAAGGAAGGCGAAGUAACCGUAGUAAGCCAAAUCAGCCCAGGUCAACUGCAAACACAAAAGUUUUCAAUCAGACGGGGUUCUCACAAAGGUUUUAAGUAAUCAAAUCCACCUCUUUUCCAACCAGAUGUCCACUACCGUUUGUCUCCAAGUGCUUCUCAACAAUAGCAACAUGGGGGGCAACAUUGUCAGUCAUGAAUUUCUGGUAGAGCUCCUUCUGCUUGUCUGCAUCCUUCUCCAAGAAUGCUGGUCUCAUACCUGAACACAAGAGAAUGCUGAAUAUACAGGUAAUACAAUUUUCAAUCAAGUACUAGUUACCAGUCAUCAAGUCGUUGAUGUUGUCAGCAUACAUGUCAGCCUGUGCCUGUUCCCACUCAUCUUUGCCAGCAAGACCAUGUUGCCUGGCAAGGUAUCGAGAAAUGGUGUUUGACUGUGCUAGCAUUUGUCCAUCAACCUCCAAGACGG